Molecule: messenger RNA, 792 nt
Organism: Chaetomium fimeti
Lineage: Eukaryota; Fungi; Ascomycota; Sordariomycetes; Sordariales; Chaetomiaceae
Exons: 1
Coding region: 1-792 (263 amino acids)
Source: RefSeq, a predicted model, not a curated record
AUGAGCGACCCCCUGAGGCCCUGGGAACGCCGUAAUGGCGCCCGCGUCAGUCUUACCAGCGACUCCCUCCAACGUGCGGUCGGCACGGGCCUAACCUCUUACACCUCGAGUUCAACCUCAUAUCCCUCCCUCUACAGCACCAGCUCCACCCUGGGGAGCAGCAACAGCACCACGACCUCCACCCUCGGCUCGCCCUUCACCACGACCGGCAGCUACGGCGGCACCACCCGCUUCGGCUCCUCCUCCCUAUACCCCCACAGCACCUCCUCCACCUCCCCCUCCACCUUCUCCUACCACCCCCCCCGCGCCCCUCCUCCUCCAGCUGGUACCCAACCGCCUCCACAACAACAACCUCCACCGACCGCACCACCACCACCGGCUCAAGCACAACCUACCGCCCCAGCUACCUCACCUCUACCUCCACCACCACCACAGGAGCCUCAGACACAACCUACCGACCUCGCUACCCCCCCUAUCAGCACCACCACCACCGGCACGGGCACAGACACAAGCUACCGCCCCACCUACCUCACCUCCCUCACCGCAAGCCCCACGAGCUACUACUCCCCGCGGCGCGGCCGGUCGCCGCCUCGGCCGCGGCCGUCGACGCCGGUUGCGCGGGUGACGGAUACGUCGAGCUUGUGGGGGGGCUCGACGCUGGGGGGUGGGACUGGAUCUGGCUCUGGGGCAGGGACAGGGACGAGGACGUUUUGGGAUUCGGUGCCGGAUCGGCGGAGGUCGAGGUCGAGGAGUCGGUCGGGUUCGAGGGGGUGGGAGGAUGCGGGGUUUUGA